Messenger RNA from Didymella exigua CBS 183.55, 1539 nucleotides. Its product is annotated as glycoside hydrolase family 47 protein. Gene Ontology annotation, biological process: carbohydrate metabolic process; N-glycan processing. Gene Ontology annotation, cellular component: endoplasmic reticulum; Golgi membrane. NCBI's taxonomy places the organism in Eukaryota, Fungi, Ascomycota, Dothideomycetes, Pleosporales, Didymellaceae. Gene Ontology annotation, molecular function: calcium ion binding; mannosyl-oligosaccharide 1,2-alpha-mannosidase activity. The coding region runs from base 1 to 1539 and encodes 512 amino acids. The transcript has 2 exons. The record is from RefSeq and is a predicted model, not a curated record.
AUGGUUCGUCCCCGCGUUUGGGCGCUCAGUGCUGUCACACUGACUGUUGUCGCUGCGCUCCCUGCAAAUGCACCCGAACAUGGUGCCUGGGGUAAACGUCAAUAUGCACCUCCAGUUGAUCGAGCACAGGCUGUCAUCGACACGUUCAGGUUGAGUUGGGAAGGAUACUAUCAAUAUGCGUUUCCCAAUGACGAACUCCAUCCGGUCACAAACACAUACGGGAAUUCGCGUAAUGGCUGGGGCGCUUCCGCCGCCGACGCGCUCAGCACGGCGCUCGUCAUGGGCCAAAAGGACAUUGUGAACCAAAUCAUCGCCUACAUCCCCACCAUCGACUGGUCUGUAACCUCGAGCACGGUGUCGCUCUUCGAAACCACAAUCCGGUACCUUGGCGGCAUGCUGUCAGGCUACGACUUCCUGUCCGGCCCGCUCGCCCACCUCGCCGACGACCCAGCACACGUCACCGCGUUGCUGACGCAGUCCAUCAACCUCGCCAACAACAUGAGCUACGCCUUCAACACGCCCAGCGGCGUGCCCUACAAUCUCCUGGACUUCACCUCCGGGGGCGUGAGACCCGAGCCCAACGGCCUGGCCACAGUCGGCACCCUGAUCCUCGAAUGGACGCGGCUGUCGGACCUCUCAGGCGACCCGUCGUACGCGGCGCUCGUCGCGCGCGCAGAAGCCUAUCUGCUCUCCCCUUCGCCUGCGAGUGCGGAGCCGUUCCCAGGCCUGCCGGGCAUGAACAUCGAUCCGACGACGGGCGAAUUCCUCGACGCGUACGGCGGCUGGAUCGGCGGUGCAGACAGCUUCUACGAGUACCUGCUGAAGACGUACAUGUACUCGCCAUCGCGGUUCGCAUCGCUGCGAGACCGCUGGGAGCUCGCCGCCGACUCGACAAUCACCUUCCUCGCGAGCCAGCCGCUGACGCGGCCCGAUCUCACCUUCGCAGCCAUGUACAACGGCACGCAGGUGUUCCGGACAAGCGAGCACCUCGCGUGCUUCGACGGCGGCAACUUCAUCCUCGGCGGCCAGACGCUGGGCUCGCAGCGCUACAUCGACUUUGGGCUGCGCCUCGUCGACGGGUGCCGCGCCACCUACGCCGCGACCGCGACCUCCAUCGGACCCGAGGUCUUUGGCUGGGACGCCGCGCGCGUGCCCGCCGACCAAAUGGCUUUUUUCGCCCGCAACGGCUUCUACAUCCUCAGCCCGGGGUACCAGCUGCGCCCGGAGGUCAUCGAGAGCUACUACUACGCGUACCGGGCGACGGGGGACGCCAAGUAUCGCGAGUGGGCGUGGGAGGCGUUUGUAGCCAUCAACGCGACGACGCGGGUGGGCAGCGGGUACAGCACGAUUAACGACGUUAAUGUGCCCGGCGGCGGCGGGUUCGCGGAUAUGAUGGAGUCGUUUUGGUUCGCUGAGGUGCUCAAGUACAGCUACCUCAUCCAGGUGGACGACGAUGCGCCGUGGCAGGUGGCGAGAGAUGGGAAUAACACGUGGGUGUGGAACACAGAAGCGCAUCCUAUGCGGGUCGCUGGGGCGUGA